Messenger RNA from Anguilla anguilla (European eel), 2479 nucleotides. Its product is annotated as olfactory receptor 52E4-like. The coding region runs from base 374 to 1312 and encodes 312 amino acids. Gene Ontology annotation, cellular component: membrane. The record is from RefSeq and is a predicted model, not a curated record. Gene Ontology annotation, molecular function: olfactory receptor activity; G protein-coupled receptor activity. NCBI's taxonomy places the organism in Eukaryota, Metazoa, Chordata, Actinopteri, Anguilliformes, Anguillidae. The transcript has a single exon. Gene Ontology annotation, biological process: G protein-coupled receptor signaling pathway.
CUUCAGAAUGGGCAGUGCUCUACCUAAUGAGGGAAGGAUGCUAUAUAAAAAGCACAUUCUGCCCCGCUUGCAGUGUGACCGGAGUUUAAUGCGUCGUCUGUUCAGAGAGUGAAACUGAACCCUCUUGGCUCAGCGGGUCACAGAGCAGGAGAGAUGGAGUGCAAGUAUUAUAUAUGCUGAUUCGGAUCAUCAUAUUCAUUCAGGUUGAAGUUAUAUUCAGUUGUUCUGGACAGAAUUUCAGAGUAUGUCCCAACGGAAAUGAAACUUUUAACAUUCUCAGCUUCUUCUUAAAUGCUUUUUCAAGAGAGUCUCUGCCAUUCAGGAAUAAUGCUUCUUGUGGCUUCUGUUAGGUGAGACUUGUGAAUAUUUAACAAUGGUUGAAUUUUCUUCAAACUCAACAGACAUUCUGACCCUGCAAGGCUUUGGCCUACCUCCUCAAGGGGUGUACGCUGCAUUUCUUUUUGCCACACUGAGUUACCUUGUAAUUCUCUUCUGUAACCUUUUAAUGAUGGCCACCAUUAUCAUGAAUAAGAGCCUCCACCAGCCCAUGUACAUCCUGCUCUUUAACCUGCCCAUCAAUGACCUCAUCGGCUCCUCAGCCCUCUUCCUGCGGCUCAUCAAAGAGAUCCUGCUGGACUCCAGGUACAUCGAGGCCUCCAACUGCAUUGCUCAGGCGUUCUUCGUCCACAUGUACGCGGUGGGCUCAGUUUUGAUCCUCACCAUCAUGUCGUACGACAGGUACAUCGCCAUAUGCAACCCGCUGCGCUACAGCGCCGUCAUGACAAACUCGCACGUCCUGAAAAUAAUCGUGAUAGUGUGGCUGGUGGACCUCUUUUUGGUAGGCGUGCUCAUCUCCCUCCUGCUCAGGUUGCCUCGAUGCAGGUCUCUCCUGACGAACCCUUACUGCGACAACCCGUCUCUGCUCACGCUGGUCUGCGCAGACGCCACCAUCAACAACAUUUACGGACUGUUCAUCACCGCCAGCAUGCAAGUGUUCGCCGUGGGUAUGAUUCUCUACACCUACCUGCAGAUUUUGCUUGCGUGCUUUAAAAGCAAACGCUCUGACACAAAGAGCAAAGCUCUGCAGACCUGUGCAACUCAUUUAACCGUCUUUCUGAUUUUGGAGUGUUUAGGACUUUUCACAAUUAUCUCAUAUCGCAUAAAGCAGCUCUCUCCUCAUUUAAGGAGGAUGAUCGGAGUUUCCACCUUGAUAUUUCCCCCUACUCUCAACCCAAUAAUAUACGGCCUUAAAACCAAAGAAAUCCGACAGAGAAUGAUGUACUUAUUGUGCCGAAGGGUGUAUCCAUCUUAAUUAUUUAAUAUGAAAAACACAACUUUUACCUGUAGUGUGCUUGCAUGCUCAAGCAGAACAUGACUAGGACUGUAUUUUUUGUAAUUUUAAGCUAAAAUGAUAUUUCGUGCUCUGAAACCAUUCCUUCAUGCACAAGCUAUUGGGGUCAUGUGGUAGGUCCCUGUUACUCAAAUGACGGUUCUCAGGGGCCAAAAACUGCUGGUCCCCCCCUUUUUUUAUUUUUUACCUGGGAGUCAGGUGUGAAGACAGUCUGGCCAAUCAGUAGCACUAACAGUUCAGUUAAUUUCCUGGGAGGAAAGAAAACCAGGGCAGGUGGUAUCCAUGCAGUAGAGGGUGUUCCCCAUGCCAUCGCUCAAUAGCAGCUUCGCUGACCAAUCAGGAUAUGACCUGUGAUAGACUAGUAUGAGCUGUGUCAAUCAUUCAGUGCUCUGGCACGGAAGCUGCAGAAGCUCCGCUGGGGCUUUGCAGUCUGCGCAGGAGCUGCUGCAGCUCAGCUGAUGCUUUGCAGUCUGCGCAGAAGCUGCUAGUGCUUUUCAGAGGAUGCAUAUAUUCACGUGCACACGCUCCUGAUUUAAAACAGAGAACACUGGAGCGAUGCAAUGAACUGUAGUCUUGUGACGACAGUAGAGAUUACGCUGUUACAACUAGAGCAAGGAAACUUGUUGAUGUAAAUAUCAAGAAAGUUUUUGUUCAUUUUGUUUAAUUUUGAUUUAAAAACUGCAGUCCCUUUUUACUGAGGAGUGAAUUUUAUUGAAAGUAUGCUCGUGCACUUAAGUGAUUGUAGCUGUCACUUCAUAGUUCAGACUGAAAAUGAACUAUGAAUCACAUCACGCUAGGCGGUGCAGUGGUCCAAUCAGCAGAGACUUAGCCUAUGACAUCAGAGCAACAGUACAACCCAUUCAAGGUACCACAGGUGGUACCACAUAUUUGCAUUUGGGAAUCAUUUAAUUAGCAGUGCUUACACGUGAUAACUUGAGAUUAGCAUUUUUCCUUUUUGUCUCUCACUUUCCCUCAUUAAUGAUUCAUCACUCAUUCCUGACAUAUGGUGGCCCCUUCGUAAAUUGACAACCUAUUGGUGCAAUGCAAAUAUAAUACUUGUGUAAUCUGUUAACUAUUUUAUAUGAUAUUCUUUGAAAGGCGCCUGUAUUCGUACAUAAACAUGCAAUG